Dinoponera quadriceps is the source of this 3186-nucleotide messenger RNA. RefSeq names its product E3 ubiquitin-protein ligase RFWD2-like. Gene Ontology annotation, biological process: proteasome-mediated ubiquitin-dependent protein catabolic process. The transcript has a single exon. Gene Ontology annotation, molecular function: ubiquitin protein ligase activity; protein binding. NCBI's taxonomy places the organism in Eukaryota, Metazoa, Arthropoda, Insecta, Hymenoptera, Formicidae. The record is from RefSeq and is a predicted model, not a curated record. The coding region runs from base 267 to 2348 and encodes 693 amino acids.
CUAGACUGAGAGACGGUAUUAUACACAUGAUAUGAAGCGCAACUUGCUCCACACAAGGAUUUCCUAGAAACACGCUGCGCUUUAUAAAUGAAAAUAUAAUACUGCCUGCUUAAUGACAAAUUCUUUUCCUCGCUUGACGACUUGAAUGUGCCCAUUAGGAAUAUUUCUGUAUGUGAAUUGGAGGUGCUACGGGACUUAAAUUAUUCUUUUGACUUAAUUAUUACUGCUUCAAGAAACAAACGGAAAUCAAGUAGAAUAUAGUAGUAAUGUCGACUCUUGGCGAUGGUAAUAUGGGAAAUGAUAGUAGCGCAGGGAGCAGUGGUGGAUUAGGCGAAGGUAGCGGUAAGACAAACAAGCAGCAGCAACCAGCAAAUGUGUUGCAAAGGAUAACCGGAAUAUUAGAGGAUAAGAGUAAUGAUUACUUGUGUCCAAUUUGUUUCGAUCUUAUCGACGAGGCGCAUAUCACGCGUUGUGGACACACAUUCUGUUAUAGUUGUAUCGUGAAGUCUUUAGAAACCAAAGAUCGUUGUCCAAAAUGUAGUUUCACGUUGAGCCAACAGGAUAUUUUCCCGAAUUUCCUAUUACAUGAACUAAUAUCAAAAUACAAAACAAGAAGUAAAGGUCUCGCACAGAUAGGUUCUUAUACAACAGAUGGUAGACGUAGAUCAGCAGGUACCGAUUCAUUGUCUUCUGCGUGUGAUGGUUUGAGAAACAUUGUGGCUGCGGAAAGCGCCAAUCUUACUCUACCUGACGUGAAUGUGAUGUUAGAGGUACUGACUCAACGAAAGCAUCUGCUCGAAGCAGAGACUUGUACAGCGCAGAAUAAAUUGCUGCACGAAUUUUUGAAACACUUGUUGCAACAAAAGGAAGAACAGAAAAAUCAGUUGCAGAAGGAGGUGGCAUUAAUCAAGAAAGAUAUGGAGGAGGUAGAGAGCAUUUUGAAAGAUGUCCAAAGUAAAUGUCCGCGAGUGGAGGAUCUGAAAAAAAUCAGCGAGCACGAGACUGCGCAGGUUUCUGCUAUCAGGAAAGAGAUGCUCGGCCUUAUAGAUAUAAUAGACUCAAAUAUGGUGAAACCUAGCGAUAAGGCAACUGGCAUGACUGAUACUUUCUUUGCGAAUCAUCCAAGCGGGUCCACUCAGAAACAGAACGAAUUUCCAAGUGGCUCAACUCUGGCUAUACGUCGGAAAAGAUUGCACGCACAUUUUGACGACUUCGUACAAUGUUAUUUCGAUUCGCGCGGUAAAGAGCUAUUGCUUGGCCAGAAAUCACAAUCGUCGCAAAGUGAAGCGCAGCAGCACGGUGGUAUACACAGUACGAGCUCUGGUCUGGAUGUGUUUCGCGAGAAUCUUGUCAAAUUCUCGCGGUAUAAUUCACUGCGAUCGCUGGCUACACUCAACUAUUCGUCAGAUAUUUUCAACAAUUCCACCAUUGUAUCUAGCAUCGAGUUUGACAAGGACAAUGAGUUUUUCGCGAUUGCCGGUGUCACGAAACGCAUCAAAGUAUUCGAUUACGGAGCUGUUAUACGAGACACUGUAGACAUUCACUAUCCGUGUGUUGAAAUGGUCUCAAGUUCAAAAAUCUCGUGUGUUUCGUGGAAUUCUUUUCACAAGGGAAUGCUGGCCUCUUCGGAUUAUGAGGGUACGGUGACUGUGUGGGACGCUACAACAGGUCAGCGCACUAAAGCGUUUCAGGAACAUGAAAAGCGGUGUUGGUCUGUGGACUUUAACGACGUGGACACAAGGUUGAUCGCAUCCGGUUCCGACGACGCUCGUGUCAAAUUGUGGGCGCUAAAUACAGAUUACUCCGUGGCAUCAUUGGAAGCAAAAGCUAAUGUCUGUUGUGUGAAGUUCAAUCCGCGUAGCUCGUGUCACCUGGCCUUUGGUUCUGCGGAUCACUGCGUGCACUAUUACGAUUUGCGUAAUAUGAAGGAAGCGUUAUGCAUAUUCAAGGGUCAUCGUAAAGCCGUAUCUUACGUUAAAUUCAUUAACAAAGAGGAAAUCGUGUCUGCCAGCACAGAUUCUCAGUUGAAAAUGUGGAACAUUAAUAAUCCACUUUGCUUACGUUCUUUUGUGGGACAUGUUAAUGAGAAAAACUUCGUUGGCCUCGCUACCGAUGGUGACUAUGUCGCUUGUGGAUCAGAGAAUAAUGCGCUUUAUGUAUAUUAUAAAGGCUUGACAAAGCAACUGUUUUCGUACAAAUUUGACGCAGUACGAAGCAUACUGGAGUUGCAAGACAGAAGGGAGGAGGACUUGAACGAAUUCGUGUCCGCGGUCUGUUGGAGACAGAUGUCCAAUGUUGUAGUAGCUGCUAAUUCCCAGGGAAUUAUCAAAAUAUUAGAACUUGUUUGAAAUAAUUAUAGAGAACUGGAUGAACGUUAAAUGAGGGUGGUUAAACGAUACUCGACUAAAAAAGGAUCUAAAUGAAAAAAACAAUAAUUUAAUAUAUAUAUGAAGUGUUACUUAUACGUUACUGAAGAAUUUAAUAUCUCUGGUCCUGGAUCCCGCCCAACGGAAAGGGAGCUCCAGGUUUGACUUUCGGCCUGAUUUGAUAUUUGAGACACUGUAUAUAAUGCUAUAGCCGAUUAAUACGAAAAUAAACUUAUUUUCCGAGUAAUUGCGUCCUCUUGAUAUAUUUUCUGCUCUUAUUUUUUCUUUUCUAUUUCACACUUAAACUUAUUUACAUUUAUAAUUACAUUUAUUAUUUACGUUUUACAAUUAGUGUGAGGAUGAGUAACGAGAAACGACGAAAUUAUUCUAAAUAGCGUAAUACUUCAUUCUAAUGGUGCGUAAAAGGAAUUUAUAUAAUACAAUGGAUUGUAAACUGUCAGAUUGAACGGUACAAAUAUCGUGUCUUGACAGUUAGAAUGGUAGUACGACAUUAAAACUGAUGAGCGAAUAUUAUGCAGGAAGUGAUCUCUGACUGAUUUAUGCUCAAUAUACUGAAGAGCACAAAUAUUUUCUCUGUGUAUUAUGUGCUGUAUAUAAGUAUGAAUAUGGUAUUGGUAUCAUUAUUUUUUCAUCUUAUUCAAUUCUAAUGUUCAAAAUGUACUGACUAAAUCAUACUAAUGAAUUUUUCGUAUUAUUACACAGAGAAAACCAUUUUUGGAAUUUAGUAUUCUUAUUCGUUUGACUCAAGUGAACAUAUAAUUUUAUAUUAAAUAUUUUGUUUAAAUAAAAAUUUUAUUAU